AUGUCGCAACACAACUACACGAAUCCGGCAUUUUGUCAGGGCAGUGAAUUUUACCCUACACACGGCAUCGAAUUGGAUUCGGUGCAACAGCCCGUCGAAGCGAUCUACAAUCGGAGCUUGAAUAUUUCUUAUGGCGGUCAUACGACGCAGACAAAUACACGCGUUGGUCCCCUACGUCUUCAGCGAAGCAUGUCGACGCGUUCGGUUAACACGCAAAAACGCCAGAAAACAACAAAUCUACCUGAAGUACACUCAAGUCGUCCACCGAAACCGCACCAAUACCAACUACAACAACCGCAGCAGCUACAGCAACGCCCGAAGCAACAUAUUCCACAACAACAUUUCAUAAAAGGCCAAGCUUCUGCAACGCCUGCGCGUACAAACAACUUUAAUGCCGUUACCGAGCCAACGAAUUUCGAAACGCGUUCGAAUUCCGGCCGUUACGCGCUCGUGCCGUUAGAGGAUUUGCCUACGGCUGUUAAUAGUAGUAAUAACAACCGUUACGCAAUUGUGCCAGGUCCAAGCGCGCCGUUGACCACGUUACGGCGCUACGCAAAAUCUCAGGAUCACCUCGAUUGUUAUGGCUCUGAAGGACGCUUACACAGUGACGAUGAACCCGCCUCAUUUCACGAGGAACCCAACUCAUUCCAUGGUCAAACCGCCGAGGCGACUUUCACGAGUCUACCGCCGGUCUUUGAACGUGGCCGAGCAACACAUCCCAUUGCGAAGCAGCCACAGGCGUUGACGCCGAAGAUUAAGCAUGCUUUCUCCAGCGAUUUCGGCAGUAAAACCUUCUUGAUUGUGGAUAAGAAUAGCAAUCAACGCUAUCAAAUGGUACCCACGGCGGAGAAUGAAGAGCUGGUCGAUGACAAUCAGGAGAUCAUACAAAUGCAUAAUGGACGUGCGCAUCGCUAUGCGGUCAUACCAACCGAAGAGGAGGAGGAAAACAUGCUAGCCGCAGAGGAUGAGGAGGAAGAGACGUGCCUGAGCAAUCCCGAUUUGAAUCGCAGCGAGAACUUCUUUGUUAGCAAUACCAUGAAAACACCGCGAAACACAACGAUGCGCACAUCAACACCACAGAAACUGCCAGCAACGACGCACGCACCCAGUGGCAACACCUCCUACCCUGGUACGCCCAUGAAAAAUCCCGUGGCUACAAAAAUGUUGCACGAAUUACUUUCGACGCCACGUAAAACACCGUUGCCGCGUAGCGUAACACCACGCAAUUUGUCGCCCAUGGAACGUGUGCCGGAGCACCAACAACCAGAGCAACAACGUACCAAAUACCAUUAUCGAAGCCAACAACAAUUGUACUAUACGCCUGGUGAGCGACGCGUUGAACGCACCGCACAGAGUUUACACUACGAAUCGGUGAAGACGCAAGGUGAUCGCACUAUGGCGGUCAUAACACCACGCAUCACCGCACAUCAAACGAAAGUCUAUCCGGAAGUGGAGGAGGAGGACUGCAGCAGCAUACACGGCAAGUCCACCAACAACACCACCACGCCCUAUCCGCAAAAGGUGGCCAACGCAACAAUCACACUGGCCAUUGUCUCGCUCAUGAUGGUGAUCAGCAACAGCAUGAACUCGGCGCUCAUCAUCUACAUGAUUGCGCAUUUUGGCAAGUACUUUUAUCUGCAAUACAGCUUGGUGGCCGCCUUCAGUGGCGUCGGUCUUGGCUUUCUCGGUUUUCGCUCGCGUCACUGCGAGUGGCUGCCGAAUCGCAGCUACAUUUCCGGUUACAUCCUGUUAACGGUUUUCAGUUUGCUGAAAUGUUGUUGUCUUGUGGUUAUUCUCGUGCUGGAUCCCUACCCGGGACUGCCACUGCACGAUGUCACCACCGGCAUUAUAUUGGGUCUCUCCACAUUCACGAUUUUCUUCAUCGGCCUAGGCGUGAUCGGCUCACUUUGGUGCUACCGACCGCCACCAGAUAAUCGCGUUAAUGUGGCCUAA
This is a messenger RNA of Bactrocera tryoni, 1953 nucleotides long. RefSeq lists its product as uncharacterized. The transcript has 2 exons. The record is from RefSeq and is a predicted model, not a curated record. Bases 1 to 1953 code for a protein of 650 amino acids. Lineage: Eukaryota; Metazoa; Arthropoda; Insecta; Diptera; Tephritidae.